CCUCCGUCUAACAACUCUAUUCUAGCGUCUACCAUGACAGGAGGGAGCUGGUGAGCCCCGUAGGUGUUCAUGCAGACGCUGCGGAGGUCUGCGGUGAUGGAGAGUGUGAGGUGGGCCUUCCCCUGUGGCCGCUGGGCUCCGGGGCGGGAGGACUGGCUGCUGUGUGCCCGCUGUGUGCAGCCCGAGGAGAAGCAGCGCAUUGCUGGCUUCAUGUUCACCCGCGAUGCCAGAGCCGCCAUGGCCGGUCGUCUUCUGAUCAGAAAGUUGAUUGCAGAAAAGCUUCAGAUACCCUGGGACAAAAUUCUGCUGGACAGGACCGACAAGGGGAAGCCAUUCCUGGUCAGCGGGGUUCCACCUCAUCUCCCAAACUUCAACUUCAAUGUCUCCCAUCAGGGCGAUUACGCCGUUCUGGCAGCUGAGCCCGAGCUCCAGGUCGGAGUUGACAUAAUGAAAACUGACCGGCCAGGCAGCGGCUCCACAGAAGAGUUCUUUCGUAUCAUGCACCGCCAGUUCACGGAACGAGAGUGGCACUCUAUCAAGAGCAUGGGAAGUGACUGGGCACAGCUCGACACCUUCUACAGGCACUGGGCACUGAAGGAAAGCUUUAUUAAAGCCAUAGGGGUCGGCCUCGGCUUUAACCUGCAAAGAAUUGAAUUUGAGUUGUCACCCUUACACAUGGAGAGGGGCAAGGUCUACACACAAACCAAAAUGUGGCUCGAUGACGAAGAUGAAAACUGGUCCUUUGAGGAAAUGCUCCUGGAUGAAAAGCAUCACGUGGCUGUUGCUUUGGGGAACACAAAUAAACCCCCCAAAUCACAGAAUGGAACGAUGUUCACAAUUCUCUCCUAUGAAGAUCUCAUGGCAUCUGCUGUUCCAAUUACAACAGAGGAUCCGAAUUACUGGGAUACCUUUCACUCCAAACAAGAAUUCCCACGUCGACAGAGUUCUUCAGCAGUGGGUGAAACUAUUACCUGAACCCACAGCCAUCUAGAGUCUACGAAUCAUCCCAGACAUUGCCAGAAGAUCACCUAACUGCUCGGGGACAUCAUGUUAACAGCCCGAGACCUGCUGUAGUCAGUCUCAAUCCAGCAAAUCUUACAUCCCUGGAAAAAAAGUUUUGUGAACAUUUCCUGUCCUUUGCUACGGUCCAUUCACAGGAUAUACAGUAUCUGGUCACUCAUUUAAAUGUCCUUGUAGUGAAAAAUAUGUGAAUGUUUCUUAAAUUAUCAGUUUAUUUUAUAGUAGGGCAUUAUGAUGUGAAUGUUGAGUUGAUUGUUACCUCUGCAUGAGACCGCAGGAUGAGACUACAAGGAUCUGCUUGUAGUCUGUAACUAUGAAAACACAGCGGUCUGCAUAGGAGAAAUUAGGAGAUUUUUUAGUUAGGACUAUUGGUAGGACUGCUUAAUUUUUUUGCUUUGGAUAGAUUAGCACAAUAAAAUGUGGCUGCAAUAAGUCUGAACCCAGACACCCCCUUUAAAACUAAUUGCAAAGCUGCUUCUUUUUCCAUUUUUGGCCCGCUUGGCAGGACCGGAAGUGUGACUGGGCAAAACAAUAUUCAAUAUUUUUUCUUUUCUUUCUUUUAUCCACUUUCCUGAUGAUCUUGGGGGACGCGGGAUGGACAACCUCUUUGAGGUCUAGAAGAAGCGCAUCUUGACCCAUUGACUGGGUCUAAAAAUAUUAUUAGCUGAUGAUUGAGAGAGCCCACAGAUAGUAGAGAGAUGUGUAUCAAACUGGCCAUUUAGAAGAAUAUUACGUACAAUUACCUCCUGUGGUAUAGCUUUAUUGGAAAUUUCACAUUCACCACCAUUUUUUAAUUGCCCCAAUAAACCUAAAAUUGAUCGAU
Molecule: messenger RNA, 1843 nt
Organism: Bufo bufo (common toad)
Lineage: Eukaryota; Metazoa; Chordata; Amphibia; Anura; Bufonidae
Gene: AASDHPPT
Product: aminoadipate-semialdehyde dehydrogenase-phosphopantetheinyl transferase
Exons: 6
Coding region: 70-975 (301 amino acids)
Cellular component (GO): cytosol
Molecular function (GO): magnesium ion binding; holo-[acyl-carrier-protein] synthase activity
Source: RefSeq, a predicted model, not a curated record